AUGUUAAAUUUAGUUGAUGUGAAAAUUAAAAUGGUGCGUAGUAAAUCUGCUUUCUGUCUAGUUUCUACUGAGAAAAAUGAUGCCUUCAAAAUCGAUUAUAAAGUGAUCUUGGAUCAUGCUUCUUUGUUUAUCAGAAAAGUAAAAGUAAACCCUGGAGUCUCUCUCGGACAUGUAAAAGCGUUGGAAAAAAGUUCUGCUAAAUACCCUAUAGAUCGAGUAUUAUGCAAAACAUAUUCAGUAUCUAAGGGAAGUUGGUCUUUUAUGCAAGAUAAUGUAUUUUUAGGAUUGAUGCCCAAGCGAGUCAUUAUUACUUGUGUAGAAAAUGCUGCAAUGAAUGGACAAUAUUCAAUGAAUCCUUUUCUGUUUGCCCAUCAUCAUGUCAACUUUAUAUCGAUUUAUGUAGAUGGACAACCCGUUCCAUGUAAACCAAUGGACCUUGAUUUCAAAUCUAAUCAUUAUGUGCGUGCUUACCACAGUUUAUUUUCUGGAUUUAAUCGCGACAAAGGCAUCUAUUUAUCUCGAGAAGAAUUUGUGAAAGGGCAUGUGUUAUAUGCUUUCGAUUUAACUCCAGAUAUGUGUGAUGUAUCUCAUUUUAACUUACAGCAUCAAGGCAAUUUGCGAGUAGAAAUUAAAUUUGCUAAAGCUCUCUCUGUGACUCUCUCGGUGCUAGUCUAUGCAGAAUUUCAAAACGUGAUUGAAAUAACAAAAUCUCGUCAUGUACUUACUAUGCGAUUUUGCUAA
Stegodyphus dumicola is the source of this 741-nucleotide messenger RNA. RefSeq lists its product as uncharacterized. Lineage: Eukaryota; Metazoa; Arthropoda; Arachnida; Araneae; Eresidae. Gene Ontology annotation, biological process: deoxyribonucleotide biosynthetic process. Gene Ontology annotation, cellular component: cytosol. Gene Ontology annotation, molecular function: ribonucleoside-diphosphate reductase activity, thioredoxin disulfide as acceptor. The record is from RefSeq and is a predicted model, not a curated record.